AUGCUCACAGCGGUAUCUGUGGCGCGCGAUUGCGAAAUGAUAGACGAAUUAGACCGCAUUGUGAUCGUUUCUGCAAAACCACCUCCACCAUCACCGCAGUUGUCGCAGGCACCCUCGAUUCACACCAGCCCAUCCAAUAUAACCUCAACUGCAGCUGGUGGGGAUGCGAAUUGGACAAACAACGUGCCGAUCACGCGUGACUCAAAUUUGGCUUCUAACCGGGUCUCUGCUGUCAAUCUUAGUCCGUCCACACCUUUCAAUCCGCUUCUCGGUGACCAGCACACCAUGCCAUUGGUCGAGUUUCACUACGCGGAGGACUUGCACAAACCAGUGACUGAAGUAACAGCCACAAGUGGAGCGACUAGUCGAUCUUGGCGUGAGCAGCACAAACGUGCAAUUUCGGCAAGAGCUGAAAAGCCAAAAGAUCGUCGCUGGUUUCGACGCCGUCAUCAGCGUUCUACUCUGUGA
Molecule: messenger RNA, 468 nt
Organism: Echinostoma caproni
Lineage: Eukaryota; Metazoa; Platyhelminthes; Trematoda; Plagiorchiida; Echinostomatidae
Source: the annotation of a GenBank genome assembly